AUGCUGCGAUUGAAUCUUGUCUUCCUGUUGGUCUGUGUCUGUGUAGCCCUCUGUCAGGCUGGGGGAUACGGAAAGUGGCGCCCGGUCCGACACCAAGGAUAUGGAAAGAAAUAUGGAAUGGGAGGACAUUAUAGUAUGUGGAGUGCUCCCUCAUACUAUGAUUCUGGAUACAGCUAUGGUGGCGUAUCCUCUGGAUAUCCUGUAGGAUAUAACCAGGGUAUCUCCAGCUUUGGCUAUUCCAGCUCUGGAUACAUACCAUCAGUAGGAUCUAGUUGGUCCAAUGUUGGAUAUGCUCCUUCUGGAGGAGUUGGAUUAAGUGGUGCUAUAUCCAGCAUCUCAUAUCCAUCUGGAUCCAGUGGAUACUACAACCAGGGAGUCAUUGACCCCUACAGUCAAGGAUCCAUGGCUGGGAGCUACAUGUAUUAA
Messenger RNA from Saccostrea echinata, 426 nucleotides. Its product is annotated as keratin-associated protein 19-2-like. The transcript has 2 exons. Lineage: Eukaryota; Metazoa; Mollusca; Bivalvia; Ostreida; Ostreidae. The coding region runs from base 1 to 426 and encodes 141 amino acids. The record is from RefSeq and is a predicted model, not a curated record.